Molecule: messenger RNA, 1366 nt
Organism: Rhineura floridana
Lineage: Eukaryota; Metazoa; Chordata; Lepidosauria; Squamata; Rhineuridae
Gene: FAM50A
Product: family with sequence similarity 50 member A
Exons: 14
Coding region: 156-1196 (346 amino acids)
Biological process (GO): chromatin organization
Cellular component (GO): nucleus
Source: RefSeq, a predicted model, not a curated record
AUGAAAACAGGAAGAGGGAGGCUAGUUGCGUCUUGUCGCUUAUGAGUGACGUAUUUAACGCUGCUGGUGGGAUCUACUGCUGGAGAAAAUAUUUCCCGACUAUUUGGAGAGAAAGAAGAUUCCCCCACCCCUCUUGAUUAGGUCCAUCUACAGCAAUGGCGCAAUACAAAGGAGCUGCCAGUGAGGCUGGCCGGGCACUCCAGCUGAUGAAGAAGAGAGAGAGGCAGCGUGAACAUAUGGAACAGAUGAGGCAGCGAAUUGCUGAGGAGAACAUCAUGAAAUCAAACAUUGACAAGAAAUUCUCUGCCCAUUAUGAUGCAGUGGAAGCUGAGCUGAAAUCCAGCACUGUUGGCCUGGUGACCCUCAACGAUAUGAAGGCCAAGCAAGAAGCACUCGUAAAGGAACGGGAAAAGCAGCUGGCAAAGAAGGAGCAGUCCAAAGAGCUUCAGUUGAAGCUGGAGCGCAUGCGGGAGCGGGAGCGCAAACAAGAGCAGAAGCGCAAGAUCUCGAGCUUGUCCUUCACUCUGGAGGAGGAGGAGGAGGAGGAAGAGGAGGAGGAGGAAGACGAUGGCGGCGCUGAGGAAGAAGAGGAAGAGGCAGAGUUGGAGCAGGAAGAACUGCCCUCCAAGAAGAAGAAGAAGCUGGGAAAGAACCCAGAUGUGGACACCAGCUUCCUGCCUGACCGUGACCGUGAGGAGGAAGAAAACCGCCUGCGAGAAGAACUUCGCCAGGAAUGGGAGGCCAAACAGGAGAAGAUCAAGAGUGAAGAAAUUGAAAUCACCUUCAGCUACUGGGAUGGCUCUGGGCACCGCCGAACUGUCAAGAUGAAGAAGGGCAACACAAUACAGCAGUUCCUACAAAAGGCCCUGGAGAUCUUGCGUAAGGACUUCAGUGAACUCCGGUCAGCUGGUGUGGAGCAACUUAUGUACAUUAAGGAGGAUCUGAUCAUCCCACAUCAUCACAGCUUCUAUGACUUCAUUGUCACCAAGGCCCGUGGGAAAAGCGGGCCGCUCUUCAAUUUUGAUGUACAUGAUGAUGUUCGGCUUCUGAGUGACGCAACGGUGGAAAAAGAUGAGUCCCAUGCUGGCAAGGUUGUGCUUCGCAGCUGGUAUGAGAAGAACAAGCACAUUUUCCCUGCGAGCCGGUGGGAGCCCUACGACCCAGAGAAGAAAUGGGACAAGUAUACGAUCCGCUGAGCAACUGCUGGAACUAGUGAUGCUCUGUCUAUGUCACACGUGGCUACAUGCUGCCUUCCUGAACCUCCUGCAGCAUCUCUUCUUUACCCUACUCCAGUCCUCCGACCUCUGUAGCUGCAUCUCAUCCCUAACUGUAUCAACCUUUGGUGAAAUAAACUGCCUCACCCAAA